Cooperia oncophora is the source of this 1041-nucleotide messenger RNA. The record is from the annotation of a GenBank genome assembly. Lineage: Eukaryota; Metazoa; Nematoda; Chromadorea; Rhabditida; Trichostrongylidae.
AUGAGGUACUUUGUGUUUCUACUGGUCUGCGUUUACCUAUGCCGAGCCGCCUCUGAAGCCGAAUUCCUGGCUGCACUGAAAGCUGAGCAGAUUCCUCUGGAAGCACAAGUGCUGAGCGGUGAGAAGCUCGUCAAGUACCUCAAGCAUAACCAGAAUCUCUUCGAGGUUGACACAAAAUCGAGAAAGAAUGACUACAAGCACAGGUUGAUGCAGCUCCAAUUCAUCAACCAGAAUAGGAACCCUGUUGUUGAUGACUCUCACGACAGCGGAACCGACAUCCCCGAAAGCUUUGAUGGCCGAAAAGUGUGGGCCAACUGCUCUUCGCUCUUUUACAUCCGCGACCAAGCAAACUGUGGUUCAUGCUGGGCCGUUUCAUCGGCUGCUGCGAUGUCUGAUCGCAUUUGCAUUCACUCGAAAGGAGAAACACAGGUGGAGAUCUCAGCCGAUGACCUGGUGUCAUGUUGCUCAGAAUGCGGCUAUGGAUGCGAUGGUGGUUGGCCAAUCGAAGCUUGGCGAUAUUUCGCAGACGAAGGUGUUGUGACGGGUGGAAAUUAUGGCUCUAAGGGUUGUUGCCGCCCUUACGAAAUUCACCCAUGUGGACAUCAUGGGAAAGAGCCAUACUACGGAGAAUGCGACGAUAUGGCGGACACUCCACGAUGCAAGAGAAGAUGCCAACCCGGUUACAAAAAGUCGUACAAGAUGGAUAAGUACUACGGCAAAAAAGCUUAUCGACUGCCAAAUUCGGUGAAGGCCAUUCAGAGAGAGAUCAUGACGAACGGACCUGUUGUCGCUGCAUUCACUGUUUACGAAGACUUUUCGUACUACACGAAAGGAAUCUAUCAGCACAAGGCUGGUAAACAGGAAGGUGGCCAUGCUGUGAAGAUUAUCGGGUGGGGAAAGGAAGGUGAUGUACCCUACUGGAUCAUUGCCAACUCGUGGCACGACGACUGGGGAGAGGACGGAUAUUUCCGAUUCAUUCGUGGAAUCAACAACUGUGGAAUUGAAGAAGAGGUGGUCGCCGGAUUAGUCCAAGGACAAUAG